This is a messenger RNA of Chanos chanos (milkfish), 1220 nucleotides long. RefSeq names its product COMM domain containing 2 (gene commd2). The record is from RefSeq and is a predicted model, not a curated record. The transcript has 5 exons. Bases 49 to 648 code for a protein of 199 amino acids. Lineage: Eukaryota; Metazoa; Chordata; Actinopteri; Gonorynchiformes; Chanidae.
CAAUUAAUGCACUGCUUUGCGAACUUGAACAUAAUAUAAAUAGCAAUAAUGUUGUUAGUGCUGUCUGACGAACAUAAAGAGCACUUGGGAUUCUUAACUGAAGUGGACACAGCUGUUGUUGGAGAGUUUGGACGAAUCGCUGUGGAAUUCUUACGAAAGGGCUCAAACCCUAAAAUCUACGAGGGGGCUGCCAGAAAGUUGGAUGUGCCGGCCGAGACGGUCCAGCAUGGAGUCGAGGGUCUCAUGUAUCUCUUAACAGAGAGCUCCAAACUUAUGAUCUCUGAGAUGGAUUUUCAGGACUCGGUCUUGGUACUGGGUUUCUCUCAGGAGCUUAAUGAACGUCUUCUGCAAUUGUAUUUGGAAAACAGAAAAGAAAUCCGGCAAAUUCUAAGCGAGCUUUCCCCCUCCUUGCCCCACUACCACAACCUGGAGUGGAGACUGGAUGUACAGCUGGCUAGCAGAGCUCUCAGACACCAGGUAAAGCCAACAGUGACUAUGAAGCUACACCUGGAAAGUGGAGGGAUACGCAACGCCCGCGUGCUGCAGACAGACCCAGCUACGCUGCUGCAUCUCAUUCAAGAGCUGGAGCGUGGCCUCGCAGAGCUCAAGAGCAACCACUGCCGCCGAAUCUUACGCAACAUCAAAUAGAGCCCCAAAGCGACCCUCAGAAAAUGUCCACUAGAUGGUGCCAGAGGUCACCGGAGAGCUCUGAAAAGGCGAUUGGCAGCUUCCUAAUGGGUUGAGAGCACUAAAGAUCUUCCCAAGAAUUGUACUGUGCAACACUGACAUCUGAAUAUGGCAUUUGAAAGAGCCUGUCAAUCAUCUGAUUUAAGAGAGAUCAUAUCUGAAGAUGGGCAUUUAGAAUUGCAUUUAUUUUGCGUUAUUUGAAUGUUGAACAUUGGCUCUAGAUAUUUUUUUUGACACAUUCAUUACUUCAUGUUAACAUCAAGUGCUGUUUUCCCCCAAAACCUUUGGAUACAGAUAUUGUAAUUUUGUUCUUUGUGAAAGUUUACUUGAUCCCAUAAUUUGUUUUGCUGUUUUUAUCCAAAAGAUACAUUUUCAGAUCAAUGGGUAGGGCAUGGGUUGUCUUUUAAGGAUUGUAUUUCCAACAAAUACACUAAUAUUUGGGACCAAUAUUUUGAAAACUAGUAUUUUAUAUGCAAAAAAUGUUGCACUGUGUGAUGGAGAAAUAUAAAGCUCUUAAUGUCACGAUAACAUCC